GCACUAUCGAACAUUGAGGGCGCUCUUUGAAAACACGUCUUGAGUCCGGAAGUGGAGAAAUGGCGUCAAAAAGCCACUAACUCUCUGGAUGUUUCUUUCUGGCACGAUGGAUCUUGGUCUGUCUAAGAAUACAAUGAUGAAAGAGGAACAGAAGGGUAACCUAAAAACGGAGAGGCAACCGCAGGAUGAUGCCAACAAGUCAAAGCCAUUGAAAUCUAAAUGUGCAGAAAAGAUGGAGGAAAACGCAGUUUCUAAGAGCAGCAAAUAUCUCCCCUCAUUCAACUACCUCAUUAAGAACUCUGGUCAGUACUUCACCUCGAGGCGAGUCGUCAUCGUGCCCUUCGUCUGCGAGGAAUGUGGUGAUGCCUUUGAGAGCAUCUCGGACCUUGUGCAUCACUUCCGGAGCCACUUUAAUGGAAGUCUCUACGAGUGCUCGGUGUGCCUGACUCCCUUCAGCAGCAAACAUUCCUUGAAGAAGCAUAUGAUGGCACACUCUGCAGGAGAGACCAAAGGUGGAAGACUCUGUGAUAGUAAGGGAAGUACUCUUGGGUCGAUUAGGACGGAUGAAGAUGGUGGGGAUGCCGCUUUGUUCAGAUGUCUUCACUGCAGGAAGGCCUUUGACUGCUUGUCCGACCUUGAAGAUCAUGCCGUAGAGCAUCAGAUCCAGGAGCUACACACGUGCCCAGAGUGUGGCAGGUGCUACCAGCAGAAACAUCUCCUGGACAACCACAUCCAGAUGCACCACGUUGAAUUAUGGACCUGCGAGGAGUGCGGAAAGAACUUUGAGAACAAGAAGCGGUUGAUGGUCCAUUACGAGGUACAUAGUGGCAUCCAGGCGGAGAAGCGGCACAAGUGUGAGGAGUGUGGGAAGGCUUUCGUGGCAAAGUCGAAGCUUCUAAGGCACAUGCGUGUCCACACGGGUGAGCGGCCGUUCCGCUGCGACAUCUGUGGCCGGGGAUUCAACGACAGAUCCAAUCUGUUCAUUCACGCUCGUGUCCACACCGGUGAGAAACCCUACUCCUGCACACAGUGUGGGAAGUCUUUCACAGGAAAGAACGACUUGAAUAGGCACGAAAUGAUACACACUGGAACCAAGCCGCACUCAUGCAAGCAAUGCGGGAAGGGUUUCCGUGAAAAGUCCAAGUUGAAACGUCACAUUAAGACACACCUUAUACCCAACGCCAUGCUCAAACCUCACAAGUGUGCUACAUGCGGAAAGGGGUUCCGUGAAAAGUCAAAGUUGAAGAGGCAUAGUAAGAUACAUGAAAGGGAUACGAAAAGUUGAGCGUUCUUCGCCCAUGUUUACUUUGAUUUUUAUCUAGGGAUUUGUCUUGAUUGAGAUUAAUCUUUUUCCAUUAAUGGCUUUGAGAAAUGUGACAGGAAUUCUUCUAUUCAUUCCAAGUUUCUACAGGUGUAUAUUGUUACUUUUAUGUAUGCACUCCAUCAGUUGAAUCUUUAAUCCCAACACAGUCAUCCUAUUUUCCAG
Molecule: messenger RNA, 1486 nt
Organism: Lytechinus pictus (painted urchin)
Lineage: Eukaryota; Metazoa; Echinodermata; Echinoidea; Temnopleuroida; Toxopneustidae
Product: zinc finger protein OZF-like
Exons: 3
Coding region: 89-1285 (398 amino acids)
Biological process (GO): regulation of transcription by RNA polymerase II
Cellular component (GO): nucleoplasm
Molecular function (GO): RNA polymerase II cis-regulatory region sequence-specific DNA binding; DNA-binding transcription repressor activity, RNA polymerase II-specific
Source: RefSeq, a predicted model, not a curated record